Messenger RNA from Podarcis raffonei (Aeolian wall lizard), 2381 nucleotides. Its product is annotated as keratin, type II cuticular Hb5-like. NCBI's taxonomy places the organism in Eukaryota, Metazoa, Chordata, Lepidosauria, Squamata, Lacertidae. Gene Ontology annotation, biological process: keratinization; intermediate filament organization. The record is from RefSeq and is a predicted model, not a curated record. The transcript is spliced from 9 exons. Bases 333 to 2183 code for a protein of 616 amino acids. Gene Ontology annotation, molecular function: structural constituent of skin epidermis. Gene Ontology annotation, cellular component: keratin filament.
CUGGAAGGGACCCAAGGGUCAUCUAGGCCAACCCCCUCAUUAUCUUUGCUAAGAGGUCUAUAAACUGAGAUGCAAAGGUCACACAGCCAACUGCCGACAAAACCAGGAAGGGCUGUCAACUUCAAAUCCCAACUUCUUGAUAUCCGUGUCAUAAUUACAAGUCUAGUUUCCUCCAUGUAUAAAAAGGGGAAGGUGGAAUCAGCCCUUUUAAUACAGCAUUGUAGGCGCUGUAAAAAAAAAGGCCUUUGUGAAAUCCCUAAAACUCUUUUUCAUCUACCAGGUGAUCAGCCAUCAAACAGUGUGGAUGAGGACAUGGGGAGUUGGUUCCCUAAAUGUCCCAAGCUAAUAAAUGUCAGAGAAGUUGCUUUCUCUUCCAUUUCAAUGCUGGCCAAACCCAGCUGUCCCAGACAGAUAUAAAGGGAACGUUUCCCCGCAGUAAACCACACUACCUCUGCCUCUUUUGCUUUGCAGUUUCGCUUCCCCCUUUCUUCUUCCAACUUCUGCUCUCCUACAAAACCAUGUCUUGCCACUCAAACUCUGCAUGUGGCCCCAGGAAUUUCAGCUCCUGCUCAGCUGUCCUGCAUCCUGCAGGUCAUGCUUCCCGGAUGAGCACUUCCUGCUCUGCUAAGGUCACUGAGAUCAGCUAUGGAGGAGAGGGUCAUUUUAGUAGCAGGAGCCUGGGUGGCGCCGGUUCAUGUGGCCCCAGGAUGGCUGCCAACAGUUGCCUGCCUCCGCGGUGUGGAUAUAGCUGUCAUGGUGCCGGCACUGGAUACAGCUAUUGCGGCACUGGAUACGGCUAUGGUUUCAGGCGCUCUGGAGUCUGCCCACCCUGUUCACCUGGCAUCACCCCCGUCACUUGCAACGAGACGCUGCUUCAACCUCUCAACCUGGGGAUCGAUGCCACAGCCCAAGCAGCAAAAUGCCAAGAGAAGAAUGAACUCCAGUUCCUCAACAGCAAGUUUGCCUGUUUUAUUGACAAGGUCCGAUUCUUAGAGCAGCAGAAUCUGAUGCUGAAGACGAAAUGGGACUUCUUGCAAGAGAGGAAGUGCUGCAAAAGUAACAUGGAGCCCAUGUUUAAUGAGUACAUUGCCAACCUGAAGAAAGAGCUGGAGUGCUUGGAAUGUGAGAGGGCACAGCUGCAGGCGGAAAUGAAAAACUGGAGCGACACCCUGGAGUGCAACAGGAAGAAGUUCGAAGAGGAGUGUCACCGCCGCACAUGUGCUGAAAAUGAGUAUGUGACUAUUAAAAAGGAGGUGGAUUGUGUUUUCAUGGACAAGUCAGAAAAGGAGACUAAAGUGGACGCCUUGAGGAAAGACAUCUCCUUUUUCAGAGCUACCUUUGAGGAGGAAAUCCAUGAGCUGCAGUCUUGCAUUUCGGACACCUGUGUCACAGUGCAGAUGGACAACAGCCGAGGCCUGAACAUGGACUGUGUCAUUGAGGAAUUCCGGCGUCGGUAUGAAGAUAUUGCCUCUCGGAGCCGGGCUGAGGCUGAAGCUUGGUGCCAUUGCCAGUAUCAAGAGUUGAAAACGACUGCGGCCAAACACUGUGAUAACCUGCGAAGCGUCAAGGAAGAACUUAGUGAGCUGACCCGGAUGGUCCACAGGCUGGAGGCAGAAGUUUCAAAUGUCAAAGCCCAGAAAGCAAAACUGGAAGAGGAGGUGGCUGCAGCUGAGGAGCGUGGGGAGAUAGCUGUGAAAGAUGCCAAAUGCAAGUUGGCUGAGCUGGAAGAUGCCUUGCACAAGGCCAAGCAGGAUAUGGCCUGCCAGCUGCGAGAGUACCAGGAGCUGAUGAAUGUCAAGCUGGCCCUGGAUAUUGAGAUUGCCACCUACAGGAAGCUGCUGGAAGGAGAGGAAUACAGGUUGGGUGAGGGAGAAUGUGCUGUGAACAUCUCUGUGCGAAGGAGCCAGGGUGCAGUUGUGUGCGACACCGACCCACAACCUGUGUGUGGGCCCCGCGGCAAGAUCACAACAACCUGUGGCCCUCGAGUGACAACCUGCGGGCCAGGCAGAGAUUCGUGUGUGGAUGCCAUGCAUCCUUGCAGGGAUGGGGUGACGUGUGUUCCUCCCUGUGGCCCACCUUGCGGAGAACCAUGUCCCCCUCCACGGGGUUUCAGUUGUGGGAGUGGCAGGGGCUCCAGCGUCAAGUUUGUAGCACCCGCUGGCUACUGCGGACGAAGAUACUAGGAAGGUCAAUAGGCAGCUGGCACCGCGGAUGACCAAUAAUGGCAACCUCCCCCUAUUACUGCCUACCAAUAGCAAAUACUGAAAACAGCAGAUUUGCCAAACAAACCCCUUUGCAGAUGUUACAAAUGCCCUGCUGUCAAUUUGAUAUUUAUUCAGAAAUACUAAAGUGAUGGCUCCCACCAUACAUUUCUACAAGCU